CAUUAGAUAUUGAAAUUAGAGGGAAGGAUAUGUUAUGGGAGCAAAUUCAUAAGAUAUGGGAAGAAACUGCAUUAGAAACAUGCACCAAAUUGAUAGAAUCAAUGCCAGAAAGAAUAAAUGAUGUAAUCAAAGCAAAAGGUGGUUAUACUCGAUGGUGA
Molecule: messenger RNA, 158 nt
Organism: Funneliformis caledonium
Lineage: Eukaryota; Fungi; Glomeromycota; Glomeromycetes; Glomerales; Glomeraceae
Source: the annotation of a GenBank genome assembly